Molecule: messenger RNA, 705 nt
Organism: Rotaria sp. Silwood2
Lineage: Eukaryota; Metazoa; Rotifera; Eurotatoria; Philodinida; Philodinidae
Source: the annotation of a GenBank genome assembly
AUGGAUUCAGAAACGACGGAAGAUAUAACCGUAUUACAAAUCGCAGCAGAUUGUGUGCAAAGUUCAACUUGCCGGACAAAGAACAUUGAUAAAAAAAAUUUAGAAAGCUUUCAACUUGUUUGGGUUGAUGCCAAUAUCAAUAAUACAGACGAUAAUAUACAAACAAUAUCUCUACUACGUGGUAUUAUAAAUUAUCUGAACACAUUUGACAACGUAAUUGACUGUUAUGACUACAUAGCCGAAGUUCAAGAUGAAAAAGUAUUCUUAAUUGUAUCAGGUGGAAUUAGUCAGCAAAUAAUACCUUAUAUUUACCAAAUGCCACAAAUUCAAUAUGUUUAUCUAUACUGUUUUGACGUUGACAAACAUAAACAUUGGGCAAUAGAGUAUGAAAUAGUGCGUGGCGUUUAUACUAAUAUGAACGAUAUUUGCCAGCAAUUGAGCACAGACGUUAUUAUAAGUUCCCAUCAAUUUCUAUCAAUGACUAUUAUUUCCGCGCACAUAAAGGAAAAAGAUAUAAAUAAACAAGAAGCUUCAUUUAUGUACUUUGAAUUAUUAACUGAAAUUCUGAUUGGAAUGCAACCAGCAGAUGAUGCAAAAACAAAUAUGGUUAACUACUGUCGAUUGCAGUAUGAUGGUAAUGAAAUCGAUUUGAAGCAUAUCGAUGAAUUUAGUAGAACUUAUACUCCAAAUAAAGCCAUAUGGUGA